AGCGCAUGUAUAACCAACUUCAAGGUCAUCACUCCGAACACUUAGUCACUUCAGAUGAGUAAUGUGUUGACUCGUGGCCGCCUUUCACAUUCAUUUUCGAACUCUGACCAAGAUGCUUUCGAAAAUGCAAUUAUUCGAGUUGGCACAGAUUUUCAAGCUGACCUUCCGCUUUUCAAUGGUGAACCAUCUCCAAGCGUUUUCAAUCAACCAGAUCGGGGAGUUGCUUUAUGGCUUCCUAUACCUGGUAGUCUCCAUAAUCAGUUGGAGGAAUUUUUAAAUACAGCUACUGAAAAAUAUGGUAAGAAAUAUUACUUUGUUUUAUCAAGUUAUUCAGAAGAACAAGCUCUUGCUUUACUUACAUGGCAUAAAACUGAUUUUGAUCAUGCUUUAGCAGAUUUAUGCAAUUUUAGUCCAAUCAAAUAUGAAUGGACAAUAUCUGAACGAAGAAUAUUUUUUAUAUCUGUUGACUAUUAUAAUAAACAAUUUCAUCAAAUAAAAAAACUUUUUCCUAAUCGUACUGUCAAUGAAUUAAUUCUAUUCUAUUAUCUUAAUAAACGCAAUCAACAAACAUUGCACGAAAUGGGUUUAUACGGACCUAAAUGGUCUAGUUUGUAUAGACGUGGUUAUUUAAUCCCAGGCAUUUUACCACCACCGGAUACUGUCCCUGUAAAGACACUGACCAGUAAUCAUAAAAAAUAUACUAUCGAUUUAGAUACGAAUGAUCCGGUCGAUGCAGAAAUCAAACGUUAUUUUGAUACUUUGCAUGAUUGUGUAUUAUUACCGGAAUCGGAAGAAUCAAAUCAAGACACAGAACCUGGCGGUGGUGGUGGUGGUGGCACAUCAAGUAUGCAAUCGGAUUCCGAGGCAGAAGUGCGUACACCAUCUUCUUCCGCAGUAGCGGCCAAUAUUGAAGGGAGUGAACAAAUACUAGAUUAUGAACAGAAUAAAGUAAGAAAAGAUUCCAACGGACCUGGUCGUAGACGUCGAAAACAAUAUGGUGCUGGCGGUAAAACUCGAUCUACCACUUCGGGAUUUAUUUUAUCGCAAUCAUCAUUAAAUUUAUUACCGGAUGAUUUUAAUCCAACAAAUCGUUUGUCUGUACGUAAACAUGCACGUUUUGAAGAAGAGAUUGCAGCUGUAACAUCAGCCGCUAUAACUUCUAGUAAUAGUGGUCAAUUACGUGAGAACAACAAAAAGUUAGUUGAAAUACAUACAGGCAUUAAUCCUGGUGUACGUAGUUCCAGAAGAGGUAUAUUGUUUGCUACCACACCACAUACAAUAAGACCAACAUUACCUCCUGGAGUGUAUCAUUCACAUAAACAAUUUCUUCGAGUAUGUCAUUACACAGCUGACCAAUAUAAUCAAGAAAUCGAUCAGUUGAAUAGUACAUUACAGACAUUAUGUAAACAGGUCGAUGAUGGGAAUGAGCUUGCUCAACGAGAAACUCAACUCCUGAAUGGUAUCACUUCAUUACGACCUCCUUCAUUGCCUAUUGAUCCCUAUUGGAGUCCAGUAGAUAUACAACUCGCUUGUCAUGCUAUCGGUAAAUUAGGACGUGAUUAUGAAGGUAUCGCUGAGUGUUUAUUAAAUAAAACUCCAAGUAUGGUAGCCACAUUAAUAGAAACGCAUGGACAACAUUUGAAUUUGAAUCAAUUAGCAUCCAUGGCUCCAAUUAUCAUACUUUAAUAAUAAUUUUUUACAUACAUUUGUGUAAAUACGUCAUUUAUAAAUAAUAAUAAAAAAGAACUAGUUGUCCAGUUUCUGUAAAUGUUUACCGUGUUUUCUUCUUCUUCGUUGUUGUUGUUGUUGUCGUUGUUGUCAUUCCAGAUUCUUCUUCCUUUCUUUUCCCCAGUUAUGCAAUGAUUAUUGUAUAUUUUUCCCCUCAACUUAAUACAUUUUGUUUAUUAAUGUUGUUUCUCUGUGAAUAGAAUUCUCCUUCCACAGUUCCCCGCUGUUUUUUUCUCCUUUAGUUUCCAUUCAUAUCAUUCUAUACAAAUUGUUUCAUCUUUUGAUUUAUGUUACUUGUUUUUAACACAUACACUUACAUAUACAUAUAUAUACACACGUACAUACAUACAUACAUACAUACAUAUAUGCACACACAUACGCAUACAUACAUACAUAUAUUCAUUGUUGAGUCUGUUCUCUUAGUUUGCAUUGUUCUAUAUUUGUUUUGGGUUUCUUUAAAUAAGUUUUCAAAAAAAGGAUAAUUAGUUAGUGAUAAUUUCUUAGAAAUUUUAAAGAAUAUUGUUAUAUAAUUUUUUUGUAAUACCAAUUUGUAACAGUUGAGUUAUUUAUUUUCAGAAGGGGGUUUUAUAAAGAUUUUAGUAAUUUAAUAGUUGAAUUCAUAAAGCUAAACCACAAUAGAAAACCUGGA
Messenger RNA from Schistosoma spindalis, 2377 nucleotides. Lineage: Eukaryota; Metazoa; Platyhelminthes; Trematoda; Strigeidida; Schistosomatidae. The record is from the annotation of a GenBank genome assembly.